CGGGUGUACAACAUGAACGAUUUCCUAUCCUUACCUCACGUUAUCUUCUCAAUGCCCCCUUCGUCUCAUCAAAACCAUCUUACUGUCCCAAGCAUGACUAAUCUCCGCCCCUCUAUCCGCUGCGAUGCGAUAUCCUUCAUAAACUCCCGCCCAAGCCUGAGCGAAGGUCGCAUACGCUCAAGUGAAGACCGGAUACGCACCAGUGAAAGCAACAAACGGACGAGUGAGACUUAUCCGCGAUGCAAAGAAAGUCAUCUGCGCCCCAGCAACUCCAAAGACUUUCCCACCGAUGCCCCCACAAUGCAUUCAGCCCCUCGGCCCGUCGCCUGCAUAAAGUCCUCAUAUACGAACUACAUCAGACCCGUGGAUACCGCCAGUGACACAGGAGAGCCAGGAUACACAACGAUCUCAUCCACCGCCUCAUCACCCCUGGUUAAUGAUAAAUCAGGUCUAGCAUGCGGAAUCACAAGAGGAUUUCGGGGUUUGUCCCAGGGCUGCGCGCGGUUACGGGUGAGAUGGGUGCGCGUGCGCGGUCGAGGUCAAGGUCGAAAGCACGUGGUUAGACGGUGUAGGGGAUCGGGGCUUUUGUUGGAGGACGAAGAAGGAAAGGACGAUGUGACCGAUGAGGAGGAGGCUGAAAGAGUGUUUUUCGCUUAUAAAUGAAGAAGGAAAAAAUUGGUAUCAUUCUCGCUAGUACAGGUUAGGAACAAAUAUAGCUAGGUAGACGCUCAUAGAGAUA
This is a messenger RNA of Alternaria rosae, 739 nucleotides long. RefSeq lists its product as uncharacterized. The record is from RefSeq and is a predicted model, not a curated record. The coding region runs from base 13 to 663 and encodes 216 amino acids. Lineage: Eukaryota; Fungi; Ascomycota; Dothideomycetes; Pleosporales; Pleosporaceae. The transcript has a single exon.